This is a messenger RNA of Penicillium manginii, 1536 nucleotides long. RefSeq lists its product as uncharacterized. The transcript is spliced from 3 exons. The coding region runs from base 1 to 1536 and encodes 511 amino acids. The record is from RefSeq and is a predicted model, not a curated record. Lineage: Eukaryota; Fungi; Ascomycota; Eurotiomycetes; Eurotiales; Aspergillaceae.
AUGGCAGUUCCGACAGAAGCCCAGAUAUCAGAGUGCCAAAUGUCCAUCCAAACAACGCGUUUGGAGAAGGAAUAUGAAAUAGUGCGCGCCCAUUCUACGCGUCUCCUAGAUACUGAGAAAGAUCGUGUGAGGCGCAUGGAGAAUUUACUUCUUCAAUUCGAACGCGACGCUCUUCGAUCCCAGCUCGACCAAGCCAACGAACAAUUACUUGGAGCUACGGAAUCGGAGCGGGAGGCGCGCACGCAGUUGGAAGAAGCUUUUCAAGAGAUUGACCGUCUAGAUGCCUAUGUUCAGUCUUCUUCUAGCGAGAUGAAUAGGCUCAAGGACGAGCUCUCGGCUAUGAAUGACACCUCUACUAGCUACAGCAACCUCCUCGCCGAAAAACUACGAUUGUCUCGAGAUCUCUCUAAUCUCCAAAGCGAACUCGACCGACUCCGAAACCAAGAUUCGUCCUACCAAGCAUUGAUACCGGAGAAGCAGGACCUGGAACGACAACUAAAUUCAUUGGAAGUACAACUUGAGAACGAGAAGAAUUCACAUGACCGUACGCGAGCCAAGAGUUCGCAACAGGCCACACAAAUCGACAAACUCUCUAUACGAAUCGAGGAACUAGAGGGUAACAUCGCCAGAGAACUGCGAGCAAAACAGCAAUCCGAGCACGACAACCGACAACAAGAUACAGAAUGGGAAAGCCAACGAUCAGCUCUCGAGACAAGAAUCGAGACCCUUAAGAAACAACUACGGACCGCGAAGGAUAAACUGCAAGAAGCCCAAAAUGAAUUACAACACCGGCGUAACAAUGUGAGAAUUGAGAACGAACCAUCCGAACCACGAUCCCGGACUGUCCCUCUUCAGCGCCCGGGUCCUGGAGGGGCCGAUUAUCAAGGUGGUGUGACGAUUUCGACGCCAGGGGCUGUCAGGAUUCAAGACAAGCUCAAGCGACAAUCAGCUUUACCAGGAGAUAAAUCAGCGUUCUCCAUAACGCCGUACCUGAAUCGUACCAAGAACUCCGGGGGUUCUCCAUCAAGCUCAGAUGCGGAAGAGGAGCAACCGAAGAAGGCAAAGACAAAGGCAAAGGAUGGGAGCAAGCCAACCUCUCGCAAAACCGCCAUCGCCGAAGAACCAUCCGGCGAGCGUGCAUCACUAGAGGACCGCGCUACUUCUACGCGUGUUCCCUCAAAAACCGCAAAGGGGAAGUCAAAGGCAACGGAAGGGAAACCCGCGACCCGCCCAGCUCCCAAGCCUAUUUUAGAAGAAGACAGCGAUGAGCUAGAGUCUUCAAUGGACCAAGGCCAAGCUAAAAUCAAGCGACGAAAGCUUGGGGCUCAGCGGGAACGGUCAUUGUUCGAGGACGAUGAGAAUGAGGACGAACUCGACAUGCGAAAGCCCGGACGCAAGUUAGGCCUUGGGGGUGGGAGAAGUUCGAUACUUGCGACUACCACGCAAUUGUCGGGCGCCAGUGGAAUCCCUCGAAAUCUUGGCUUCGCUGCACCCAUGGGAUUUUCACCUCUCAAGAAAGACCGGAAGCGAUUUUAA